CGCAUUCUUUUGCAGAUUCUCGCCAAUUCUCGCUGAUUCCCGCAUUGUUCGUUGGACCGUAACGCCAGUUAAGUUCGAUCGUCGCGUUCGACGUCACAGUGCAAGCUAUUCGAAUCGUAUCAGUCAAGAGGUUUUUUUAUCUCAUAAUAUCCCGAGAGGACGUCAACAUGUACAAAUUCGUUGUUUUGUCAGUUCUGCUCUUCGGAGCGGUGAUGGCAGAAGUCUGUGAGAACGAUCAGGGACAAUGCUCUGCCACUACUCUAGCGACGUUUGUUCAAGAGAAGGAUUGGAAUAAAGCUACUACUAUCUAUGAUUUUCAUGCUAAAGAUAUCCGCGGAAACGAUGUAUCAUUAGAUAAGUAUCGUGGGCACGUCUGCAUAAUCGUCAACGUUGCUAGUAAUUGUGGCUACACAGACAACCAUUACAAGGAGCUAGUAAAGUUGUAUGAGAAGUACAGCGAGAAGGAAGGUUUGAGGAUCCUGGCGUUCCCAUCCAACCAGUUUGGUGGCCAGGAACCAGGCACUGCUCAGGAGAUCAUGGACUUUGUCAAGAAAUACAAUGUCACCUUUGACAUGUUUGAAAAGAUCGACGUCAAUGGAGAUGACGCACAGCCACUGUGGAAAUGGUUGAAGACACAGGCAAGCGGAUUUAUCACAGACGACAUCAAAUGGAAUUUCACUAAAUUCAUCAUCAACAAAGAAGGAAAGGUCGUCUCCAGAUAUGCUCCAACUACAAGUCCUCUCGAAUUGGAACCUGAGCUGCAGAAGCUCUUCUAAGCUCUUCUUUGCUUUUGUUUAAUGCUGUUUUAAACAGCAACGAGUACUUCCAUGAUAUUAAUUGUUAUUGAAUUAAUUUCUUUCUUAGUACUGUUAAAACGGUGAACUUCAUGAAUACUUAUGCUGUUGUAUCUUGUAUAUUUUCUGUAUCACUGAGAAAGUUGAAAAUUGUUGCCCAUGAGAUUCUAUAAAUAAAUACUCUCAUUUAUACAAA
This is a messenger RNA of Ceratina calcarata, 990 nucleotides long. RefSeq names its product putative phospholipid hydroperoxide glutathione peroxidase. Gene Ontology annotation, molecular function: peroxidase activity. Gene Ontology annotation, biological process: response to oxidative stress. Lineage: Eukaryota; Metazoa; Arthropoda; Insecta; Hymenoptera; Apidae. The coding region runs from base 168 to 776 and encodes 202 amino acids. The record is from RefSeq and is a predicted model, not a curated record. The transcript is spliced from 3 exons.